Molecule: messenger RNA, 813 nt
Organism: Colias croceus (clouded yellow)
Lineage: Eukaryota; Metazoa; Arthropoda; Insecta; Lepidoptera; Pieridae
Product: inosine triphosphate pyrophosphatase
Exons: 1
Coding region: 126-704 (192 amino acids)
Biological process (GO): nucleoside triphosphate catabolic process
Cellular component (GO): cytoplasm
Molecular function (GO): nucleoside triphosphate diphosphatase activity
Source: RefSeq, a predicted model, not a curated record
UGUGUCACUGUCACAGCUGAUUUUAUAUUUAAUUAUUAUUACUUAGAAAUAUUAAAUUUAUACAGAAUACAGAUUACUAUCUGAAAACUAAAUAACUACCAUUUCUGGAAUUCCCAAUAAUCUACAUGAAAAUGUCGCUUAAAGCCUUAACAUUUGUUACGGGAAAUAUAAAGAAAUUGGAAGAGGUUAAGGUUAUUUUAGGGAAUAAUUUCCCUCUUGAAGUAACAAAUCAUAAAUUAGAUCUACCAGAAUUACAGGGUGAGAUCAAUGAGGUUUCAAUACAGAAGUGCCGAGAGGCAGCGAGACGUCUUAACAAGCCGGUGAUAAUCGAAGAUACAUGCUUAUGUUUUAACGCUUUACAAGGGUUACCAGGUCCAUAUAUAAAGUGGUUUUUGGAUAAAUUGAAACCCGAAGGCUUACAUCAACUGCUAGCAGGAUGGGAAGAUAAAUCUGCAGAAGCAGUUUGUACAUUUGCUUACUCUCCUGGUAAUCCUGAAGAUGAAGUUAUUUUAUUUCAAGGAAUAACUACAGGCACAAUUGUAUCUCCUAGGGGAACAAGAGACUUUGGCUGGGAUUGUAUAUUUCAACCAGAUGGCUAUAAUAAGACUUAUGCUGAAUUACCAAAGGAAGAGAAGAAUAAAAUCUCUCAUAGAUUCAAGGCAUUAGAUAAGUUAAAAUCUUAUUUUGCUCAAAAUAGUACAUAGCUAAUUUUUAUAAAUAAAAGACAUUCAAACAUUGUUUAAUCUAUAUUAAGGCAGCAAUGUUAAUGUACAAAGUAUAAUGCUUAAAACAAUAUAUGGUUUUGAUAUAACA